AUGGCUUCGCUUAACAAACGUGGGGAUGCCAUAGUGCGGAGAGGGAACGCCCCCUGGUCGGCAGGACUCCGGCACGCGGUGUGCAUCACCGGCUCCGAGCGGUCCUUCUCGGAGAUCGGCCUGAACGUGAAGGCUGGGGUGGAGGACCUUCUCUCGACGCCCAACGGCACCAGUGUCUUUUUUGGCGUCCGGCCCGUGAAUGAGAGCUGGACGCACCUUCGGCGGCUCCUUCCGCUGGCCGACGUGGAGCCACAGGGCAGCUGGUGCCGCGAAGCGCCCGUUGAGACGCCGAAAUGGUACCAAUGCUCCAACCGUGGCCGUGUCGACUGCCGUCGCAACUUUGUCCAGUCCCUCUGCGACCUGAUGCACUGCGAGCACAUGAUCAGCGCACACGAGGUGCGCGAAGGACGCCCCUUCGACUCGGUCAUGCGCGUGCGCCCUGACGCCAUCUGGGAGUCACGCCUCGACUUCCCUUGGCCACUCGACAACCGCUCGGUCUACGUGCCCUACAUGGAGGCCAGGGUCGGGCGGCCGCCGCGCUCGGGGGUCAACGAUCACAUGGCGCUGGGCGGCCGGCUGGCGAUGCGCCUGUACCUCACUCGCAUCCGCUACGCCACGAUGAACGCCACGGAGAUCCAGGCCGGGCUCCCGUUUGCAUUUGCGCCGCCGGCCACCUCUGAGCUCUUUCUGCGCGCAACCUUGCAGCGCGACCACGUCGUGGUCAAGCCGCUCGGGGGCUGGGCCUACUGCAUGCUGACCAAAAACUCGCUCAUGCUGCAGGGCAAGCACUCAUGCGUCAAACGCUGGCAGAGGAGCCAGCGGUGCGGCAGCUUGGAGUGCCCGGUGGUGCUCAACGGGUGCUUUUGCCACAACGCGACGUGCAGCAGCCUCGCAGCCAACCGCAAGCUAAAAGACCCCGCUGGGGCUGCAGCAGCGCCGCUCAGGGCCACGCCGUCGCCAGGAGAGGCGGGCGGCCCGACGGGCAGCGCUUCCGGCAUGGUUCUGGCAGAGGUUUCGCCGUCCGGGGACGGCGGGGUGGCCGCGGGGGCUGAGACGGAGGUCGAGCGCAUCGUCGAGCUCCUCGUGGUAAAGCGGGGCGGGAAGUCCCUUGUCCUAUCAUUUGGAGACGAUCAGCUGGCUGUUGUCGCCGAGGCUAUGGUUGGCCACGGGACGAGCGCCGCGGAGUUGCGGGAGAACAUGCUCGGCGACGCGAGCAUGGUCGACGCCGUCUCGCCGUACUUUGCGAGAGCCGCCGACAUGGACACGCUGCCGCCCGGGCGGCAGGCAGUCCUCCGGGCGUGGUGGCUUGGGGCCGCCCAGGCUGGAGGCACCCUGCAGGUCGCCGAGCUGGCCAAGCAGAAUCUCAGCGCGGCAGGCGCGCUCGCACUUAGCGUCUCCCUCCUCACCGGGUACGUAGUCACAGACAAGGACCUGGCGAGCGGGGGAGCGGUCUUCGAGGGCGCAGUCUACGGCCGGAACCUGUGGACACUCAAGUGCGUGCGACAGGCCAAAGACGACCCGGGCAGCCUCCACCAUGCCCUCAAAUCUCAGUUCUUCACCUACAUCGAGCGAUUUUUCCGCAAGUACCCGGGGCGCGGCCUGCCGGAGCUGCCGCUCGACCGCAUCCUUCGCGACGACGUCUACCGCGAGCAUGAGAGAAAGAAGAACUCUUAA
Molecule: messenger RNA, 1674 nt
Organism: Emiliania huxleyi CCMP1516
Lineage: Eukaryota; Haptophyta; Isochrysidales; Noelaerhabdaceae
Exons: 5
Coding region: 1-1674 (557 amino acids)
Source: RefSeq, a predicted model, not a curated record